Molecule: messenger RNA, 928 nt
Organism: Cloeon dipterum
Lineage: Eukaryota; Metazoa; Arthropoda; Insecta; Ephemeroptera; Baetidae
Exons: 2
Coding region: 48-770 (240 amino acids)
Source: RefSeq, a predicted model, not a curated record
GCCAGGAUAAUAAUUGGCCGUUUUCAUUUGCCUUGGAUUCGUCCGGAAUGUUAUGGAUGACUGAGCUUAAUAAAAUAGGGGGUAAACCAAGGUACAGGCUUCUAAAGGCUGAAGUCGGCGCCAGCUCUUACAUGUUUGAUUAUCCACCCACAGUUACGCGAGCCAUUCCAACCACCACUGCCAUUUCCCAAACUACCAAACUAACGCCUGUCACCGUUGCAGAACGAUCCAACUUGUCUUUUCCGACCACAACACAAUCUUCGACGCCUGUUGAAGAACAUCGGCUGUUGAAUAUCAUUCUGAUCUUCUCCAACGUGUUCAGCGUCGUCUUGUUGAGCAUUGUCAUUAUUUGGCUCGUCUUGAAACUGAAGAGAAAAAAUUCCCUUUCGCAAAACACGAACGAGGCCCAACAAAUGUCCGUUUUACCCGACGAGCCGGCCGCGUACGAUGACGUCGGCCCCGAGGAAGUGCAGUACGAGGAAGUAAAAAACGACCAGGCUGCCGCACGGCCCCCUUCUCCUGGUCUCUACGAGCCACCGAUUCGUCUCAGCCCGCGAUCGGCGAGAAGAGUGAAAGCGAUGCCUGAGAGGCCGAGGACUUUCGAGAAAUUUGGAGAGGCCCCUCGUGCUCCACUCCAGUUCGAGUACGACUACGUCCGCACUGCUCAACCGGAACCUCUGUACGAUGAAGUUAAACCGGAACCUUCCGCCACGACACCAUUUGAGGACACUACUUCCGAGUCGACGCAAUACCUACAACUCCUUAAUUGAACACCAUCAGAUCUUGAUUCUUAGGAUAAGAAUAAAAUUAUUAAUUAACUUAAUUUUCCUUACAUAGACGCAUAUAUCUUUAACAUGUAUCGUAAACUUAAACUUUUAUUAAUUCUAUGUAUUUUAUGUUCAAUAAUCCAUCCGUUGAGUUUUUAUGA